AUAAAUACUCGAGUUAUAACAUACACCCGUGCUGAACUACUUGGCAUUCGUCGCGCGUCUCGCAGUUUUGUUUGUGGAUCAGUUCUCCAUGUUUUAAAGCUAAAUGGACUUCUGAGGUUUAGAGGAUGUCGAGCUGGCCGACGGAAGAUAUCUGUACGAAUAAGUCAUACUACUUGCCGUGAUAGAACCACUGCUCGCACUUCUGUUUUGGUUCCUAUUGUUCCUGAACAACGUUUUCGUAGUGGAAGCUAUUUAAAAUUCUGUAGUUUGAAUGCCAGGUCUGUGAGAAACAAAUCGGCGGACUUGGUUUCCUAUGUUGAAUCAUCUGGAGCUGAUAUUUUCGCAGUAACUGAGACAUGGCUCUCAGAAAUUUAUGAUGCGUGCAGAGCCGAAAUUACCCCACCCGGUUACAAGCUGUUUGAUCACACAGGAUCUGAUCGAUGUGGUGGUGGAACUGCUCUAUUGAUAAGAGAAAAUCUACAUGCAAGUCGUGUAGAUGCUGGUGAGCGUACUUCUUUUGAGUUUUCUCAUUGGAUGGUCGAGUUCCAGUCGCGAAAACUUCAGAUUGUUAUUAUUUACCGUCCACCCUACUCUAGUAACCAUCCUGUCACGACGAAUGCAUUUUUUGCUGAUUUUUCGAGUUUUUUGGAGAAUAUCAUAAUGUCAUCUGUACCGUUACUGAUAGCAGGUGAUUUUAAUAUCCAUGUAGAAGUUCCGGGGAAUGCAGACAGUGUUUGUUUAAAGGAGCUGCUUGAGUCAAUGGGCCUUCAACAACAUGUUAACGUGCCAACACACGAGUCAGGACACACCCUGGAUUUGAUCAUUACUCGA
Pocillopora meandrina is the source of this 831-nucleotide messenger RNA. Lineage: Eukaryota; Metazoa; Cnidaria; Anthozoa; Scleractinia; Pocilloporidae. The record is from the annotation of a GenBank genome assembly.